Aspergillus versicolor CBS 583.65 is the source of this 1552-nucleotide messenger RNA. RefSeq names its product NAD(P)/FAD-dependent oxidoreductase. The coding region runs from base 89 to 1408 and encodes 439 amino acids. Gene Ontology annotation, molecular function: saccharopine oxidase activity; flavin adenine dinucleotide binding; sarcosine oxidase activity. The record is from RefSeq and is a predicted model, not a curated record. The transcript has 3 exons. NCBI's taxonomy places the organism in Eukaryota, Fungi, Ascomycota, Eurotiomycetes, Eurotiales, Aspergillaceae.
CACAUCCCACCAUCCCACAUUAUAAAAAACCUCCUACCUGAUAUUUUCCUGCUCACGUUCUUCUCUCAUUUAUCAAAAUACAAUCACAAUGAGUAAGGGUCCAUCAUACCUCAUCCUAGGCGCCGGGGUCUUCGGCGUCUCGACAGCCUACUACCUCAUCAAAUCCAACCCCAACGCCUCCAUAACACUCGUCGACCGUGACGCCUUCGACGCCGAAACCCGCGUCGCCGCAUCCUGGGACUGGAACAAGGUCGUACGCGCCGACUACGCCGACAUCGACUACUGCAGGCUAGCCCUCGAAGCACAGGAUAUAUUCAACAACGACCCGCUGUGGAAGCCGUAUUUCCACGAGACGGGGGUGUACUGGGUUUGUCGGGAUGAGUACGGGCAGGAUGUGGUGAAUAACUACAAGAAGCUAGGGCGCAAGGCGGAGAUUGCGGCGUAUCCGCUGGAGGAGGCGAGGAAGAUGUAUGGUGGGUUGUUUGAUAAGGCGGAUUAUACGGAUGCGAGGGAGGUGCUUGUGAAUAAGACGAGUGGGUGGGGGGCUGCUGGGGAUGCGUUGAGGGCUGUUACGAGGGAGGUCAUUAGGCUGGGUGUCAAGUAUGUGCAGGCCGAUGUCAGGACUCUGCUGUUUAAUGGGGAUGAGUGUAUUGGAGUCAAGACUGCGACGGGGGAGGAAAUUAAGGCUUCCAAGGUUGUUUUGUCUACCGGUGCCUUUACGGCGAAGUUGCUGGAGUAUAGCGCUGCCGCUACUGGGAAGGAGGAUCUUAGGGCUGGACCCAGGAUUGUUGCUGGAGGAAUCACGACGGGGAUGGUGACGCUGGACGAGACGUCGUAUGACAAGUUUGCGAAGAUGCCGGUUGGCUUCCAGGGCUAUGCCGCUGAUAAAGGUCCCUUCCUGGGUACUCUUCCCCCAACGCCAGAGAAGCAGCUGAAGUGGUGGGGAGCGACGAUCUUCAGCAACACACAAGAAGUCCUCCCCGGACGAUUCGUAUCAGCACCGCCAACAGACCAAGAUUACUCUCAGUGGAACGUGUCCAAGAAACUGCAAGACGACGUCCGCUACUCCGCGCGCAUGUUCUACGGCUCCCAAACCGCCUCCUGGAGCUUCGACAAAUUCCGAGUCUGCUGGGACGCAUUCACCCCAACCGGAGACUUCAUCAUCUCCCCGCACUCCGCUGCAAAAGGCCUGUAUGUGGCGACAUGUGGCUCCUUCCACGGCUUCAAAUUCUUCCCCAUCAUCGGGAAAUACAUUGCGCAGAUGCUAGUGGGGGAACUUGAUUCACAUCUCACACAAAAGUGGGCUUGGGACCGCACAGCCGAGCAGCUGGAUUCGUCUCUUAAUCCGGAGUGGCCCAGGUCGGAAAUGAAGGAUAUGCUGGAUGCGAAGGUUGUAGCAAAGCUUUAGUAGCGAAAUUCUGAACAAAGCGAUAUGUUUUGCAAUUUGAUAUGUAAGGACUCGUUGCAGCACAUAAUGUCUAGUGUAAGAGAACGGUUCCACUUGCCCGUCCGUUGCGCCGCGGCCAAUAUCAAAGGUAUUAAUAGUCCCAGC